Molecule: messenger RNA, 318 nt
Organism: Aureobasidium pullulans EXF-150
Lineage: Eukaryota; Fungi; Ascomycota; Dothideomycetes; Dothideales; Saccotheciaceae
Exons: 1
Coding region: 1-318 (105 amino acids)
Source: RefSeq, a predicted model, not a curated record
AUGUCUCUCCGUAUCAGCAUUUACGCCCUUCGACUCACGAUCGUCGUUAGCCGGGUGGUGCUGUGGUUUACCUUCACGUCUGGAGCCGUCGAUGUACACAUCUCACCUGACUACGCUUGGCUACUCGCCUUUGCCUUCAUGAUAACCCUUCACACCAUGUACGAUGCCGCCUAUGUGGCCGCUUGUACAGCCAACUUUGGGGCCGACGCUCGCUUCGAUGAUGCUUUCCACGUCUUCAUCACCCUCCUCGACAUGCAAAUGGCGAGGGCGAUUCGACUGACCGUCGCGGGAGACCACGGCGAGGCAGUGCUUCGUUGA